AGAUUUUCGGGUCACGAAUAUAAUCUGAUGUUUCUUUAGUCAAAACCUUCUAUCCGAGUGAGCCUAAAAAUCAGCAACUUAAAUGCGAAAACAAUGAAAUUAUGCUGCUCCUGAUCGGCCGACGAGAGCCACCCUUUGUGGGAUUUGAAGUUCUUGAAGGAGCCUAUGCAUGGGGGUAGAAGAAGGAACAAGUCGAAGCGACCAAGGUUGGAGAAGAAGGGCAGUCAGUAUCAGUGGACUCACUUCACCGCCCUCGUGUUUUUCUGGGUGGCUCAGAGUUGCUUAUAUCUGAUAUCUCAGUAUCAAGGGAAGUAGGCAUGCCAGACCUUUCACAGGAUGUCAUUGCAGACAUACUCUCUCGACUUCCUCUGAAGUCUGUGUGUCGACUCAGGUGCGUGUCAAAGUCAUGGUUCAAUCUUACCACCGAACCCCACUUCAUCAACACCCAUCUCAACCGGCACCGGAAGAAGCAGAAAAUCAUUCUCAGUUCUAAUAAUUCCCUAUUCUCCUUGGACCCUGAAGCACCUAUAGAUGAUGAUAUGUUACCCUUGGAGAUUGAUUUUCCACUUAAGAACCAUCCCAACACUGAGUGGGUUCACAUGUUUGGUUCCUGUAAUGGUUUGGUCUGCAUCAUGCCUCAGCCAGAAGCCUUCUUUAUAUUCAAUCCUACCACUAGAGAGUCCUUGAGAGUACCAGAUUGCCCCAUGUCAAGUCAUAUUUGUCCUCCAGAACCACAAGAAGCUAUGUUUCAUCAUGCAUAUAGUUUUGGUUAUGCUCCUUCGAUUGAUGAUUACAAAUUUGUCAAGGUUGCUUAUGGAUGCAUGGUACUCAUUUUUUCAUUGAAAAGCAGUUCAUGGAAAAGGGUUCAAGACUUUCCUUACAAACAUCAUUUGGAGAAGUCAGGGACGACUCUCAAUGGAGCUGUCCACUGGUUAUGCAGACGCCUUGAAGUUGGAGGUACCUGUGUGAUUGCUGCUUUUGAUUUAGCACAGGAGAAGUUCUCUGAUUUGCCCCUGCCUGAAUCUGUCACAGAUUAUAAGAGAUUUACAACUGGUGUUUUGAGAGGGUGUCUUUGUUUACUACACCAGCACGAUAGGCGACACUCAUUUUGGAUUAUGAACAAGUACGGGGUGAAAGAGUCUUGGACUAUGAUUAUGAUAACCGACUCAUAUUCUUCUAUUUCUUUGAAGCCAUUAUGUUACUGGAAGGAUACCAAGAUAUUACUGGCAAGGAGUUGGAAACAAUUACUUCUUUGCAAUCCAAAUGAUGGAACUUGCAAAAAUUUCUUGGGAAAUGGCCUUCCGGACAAAUUCUGUGCUGAUGUGUAUGAGGAAUGCCUCAUCUCUCCGAACUUAUGGUUCCGAAGGAACUCGCGGUUGCGUUUAGCCCCGAUUACAGUACUCUACACAUUUCUACUUCUAGUGCACAUGAACUACUUGCUUCUUGUAACUGAGUUGAGCAAGUUUCUGACCAAAAAAAGCAACUGAGCAAGUCUAGGUCUUGUGGUUUAUGAAGUUGUUCCUUGACAUCCUUGUGUCUCUGACCUUCACUUAGUUUGAAUUAAUUUGUAGUUGUUGAGGUUCAAGAAUGACAGUGACUAUUAAGCAUAAUUCAGUAAGGAUUUUAUUUCAUUUGCUUUGGUUGCCAGGAAAAUAGAAAAAGAGGCGCGCACAAUUACUUUUGCUGCUCCAAAUUGCACUGUGUUCUCUCGUCGACAUUUUUGCUCCUCAUGCACUGUAAUAAUCCAAGUUCAGUUCAAUUUCCUGGUGUAAGUAAACGAGCUAUGCAUUACUGAAAUGAAUCUUCUGCAUGCAAACGGCAACAUCAAGCUACAUGAAUUGGACUUGUCUUCUUCAAAUGCAUGUGUGCAUUUCUGAAGUGGACUUGAGCUCCUAUUAUGCUGCGCAAAACAACUGCAAUUCUAGCUUUCAGGAUUUUGCAACGGAUGAAGAACUCGUGUGCCUGAGACGAAACCCCACCGUCACCAAAUUUGUUGACUAAACUUGUUUACGUUACCUAAUACUAUGUUGGUAUACAUGCUAAUGGAUUCAUCUGGGGUACAGAUUCGUGAGUAUUUGCAUAUGAUAAGAAAUGUGAACUUGUUUAUCUAACGGCUACGAUAGUAUUUAAUGUUCUUAUUGUUGAGAAUUAUAUUUAUGUAAAACA
Prunus avium (sweet cherry) is the source of this 2166-nucleotide messenger RNA. RefSeq names its product F-box/kelch-repeat protein At3g06240-like. The record is from RefSeq and is a predicted model, not a curated record. NCBI's taxonomy places the organism in Eukaryota, Viridiplantae, Streptophyta, Magnoliopsida, Rosales, Rosaceae. Gene Ontology annotation, molecular function: protein binding.